AUGUUGCUCUCCACCAACACCCGAAAACACAAGGUCAGCGUUAUUGGGUCUGGUAACUGGGGCACUGCUAUCGCAAAGAUCGUCGCCGAAAACACCCUCCAGAAUAGUGAUGUGUUCCUUGAGACUGUGGAAAUGUGGGUGUUCGAGGAGAAGGUGGAAGUACCGAAGGACUCGAAGCAUUACAACCCAUCAGAUCCCCUCAGCCAAGGUCCCCAGAACCUGACUGAGCUCAUCAACAAAUACAACGAGAACGUGAAGUACCUUCCUGGAAUCGCCCUCCCCAAGAACCUCCACGCCAACCCGUCGCUGGAAGACUCUGUUAAAGAUUCUUCGAUUUUGAUUUUCAACGUCCCCCAUCAAUUUAUUAUCAGAAUUUGCGACCAGCUCCAAGGACAGGUUCUACCCUACGCUCGCGGUAUCUCGUGUAUUAAGGGUGUAGAUGUACAAGAAGAGGGAGUCAGUCUCUUUUCCGAGACUAUCGGCAAGAAGCUGGGAAUCUACUGUGGUGCCCUUUCUGGCGCCAACAUAGCCAACGAGGUUGCCAAGGAGCUGUGGUGCGAAACUACGAUCGGCUAUGACCCUCCUCAUCUUGAUUCUAAAGCCCCAACACCCGUUGGAGGCUCUCCCUCUCAAUCACAGGUGGACCUUAUCUCCUUUGAGCACAAGGACACCUCGGGACAGUACUCCAAGGUGAAGCUCCGCGCUCUACCUAACGACUACGCACCAAUCGACCAUGCCCUCCUCAAGACGCUUUUCCAUCGUCCCUAUUUCCAUGUCCGUGUGGUGAAUGAUGUUGCAGGAGUUGCCCUGGGUGGCGCUCUCAAAAACGUCAUUGCCGUUGCUGCUGGUUUUGCCGACGGCAUUGGCUGGGGCGACAACGCGAAAGCUGCUGUCAUGCGUGUCGGACUGCUUGAAAUGGUCAAAUUCGGUACUCAGUUCUUCGGCAACUCUAUUGACACGAAAACCUUCACCGAAGAAAGCGCCGGGGUUGCUGAUCUGAUUACCAGCUGCAGCGGUGGCCGCAACUUCCGCUGUGCCAAGCUUAGCGUGCAGCGAAACGCGCCCAUUGAGGAAAUUGAGAAGCAGGAGCUGAACGGCCAGAAGCUGCAAGGAACACUCACUGCUGCCGAGGUCAACAAGUUCUUGAAGAAGCAGGGUGUCGAAAACGACUAUCCUCUGUUCACCUCGGUGCACCGUAAGCCCAGCAUCAUCUCAUGUUUUUUUUUCUUUGCUAACUUAUGA
Molecule: messenger RNA, 1242 nt
Organism: Talaromyces proteolyticus
Lineage: Eukaryota; Fungi; Ascomycota; Eurotiomycetes; Eurotiales; Trichocomaceae
Product: putative glycerol 3-phosphate dehydrogenase
Exons: 2
Coding region: 1-1242 (413 amino acids)
Biological process (GO): carbohydrate metabolic process; glycerol-3-phosphate catabolic process
Cellular component (GO): cytosol; nucleus; glycerol-3-phosphate dehydrogenase (FAD) complex
Molecular function (GO): NAD binding; glycerol-3-phosphate dehydrogenase [NAD(P)+] activity
Source: RefSeq, a predicted model, not a curated record